GAGGUGAAAGUUGGUAUCCUGGGUGACUCACCUUGACGCGUCGCUGCCUCCUCAUCCUCCCUGUGCACGGAAAUAAUCGUGCCACCGCCGGGUGUCACAUUUUACGCAUGGCGUCCGUCAAAAGGAAUGGGAGCCCGGCGCAGCGCCACCUCGGAGCACCCUGCUCCUAUUUAGAGGUGGGAAUGCUCCCAUCUGCCCCCCCUGCCCGCACACCUGCUCCUCUCCGUCUGCCCCAGUGUGACAGACCGGCCGGUCCUCCUCCUCCUGCUCCUGCCUUCCACCCCGGAGCUCCGUACCCGUGUCCGAGCCGUGCGCUCUGCCUCUGGCCGUGUGUUGUGGAUCUGCUCUCUGGGUGUCUCUCCGCUUCUGCCGGUGGAUCUAACCUACUUGUUUGGUUCAGUCACCCUCCUGGUCAUUAACUUUUUUUUUUUUUGUCUUUACACCCGGUGCCCUGUCAUCGAUGGCGGAGGGAGUGCGCCCCGAGGACUACUGCGAUGAGCCGGCGGAGGAUGAGUUUGGGGAGAUCAUCAAGUGUCGAUCAGAUGAAAGAGAGGACGUUCAGAAAAAGACUUUCACAAAAUGGGUAAACUCACAAUUGUCUAAGACAGGGAAACCACCUGUGGAGGAUCUGUUCUCAGACCUGUGUGAUGGACGACGCCUGCUGGAGCUGCUGGAGGGGCUGGCAGGACAUGAGCUGGUGAGGUUGGAGAGAGGAUUUACACGCGUUCACUCACUCAACAAUGUCAACCGUGCUCUGCAGAUCUUGCAAAAGAACAAUGUUGAACUGGUGAACAUCGGAGCGGCAGACAUCGUUGAUGGGAAUCACAAACUGAUUCUCGGGCUCAUCUGGAGCAUCAUUCUCCACUGGCAGGUAAAGGAUGUGAUGAAGGAUGUGAUGGCGGGCCUACAGCAGACCAACAGUGAGAAGAUUCUGCUGAGCUGGGUUCGUCAGAACACGCGCCAGUAUCCUCAGGUCAACGUGGUUAACUUCUCCAGCAGCUGGAAUGAUGGAUUGGCCUUCAAUGCCCUCAUCCACAGCCACAGACCUGAGCUGUUUGAUUGGAGCUCGGUGGAGGCGAAGACGUCAGCGAUCGACAGACUGGAACACGCCUUUAGUAAGGCGGAGCAACACCUGAGGAUAGACAGACUGCUGGACCCAGAGGAUGUGGCGGUGCCCCAACCAGACAAGAAGAGCGUCAUCAUGUACGUGACGUCGCUUUUCCAGGUGUUUCCCCAAAGCGUUUCCAUGGAGGCAAUCAAGGAGGUGGAGACUCUGCCGAGGCCGGGGACAGCGGCCAGCAUCAGCCGGACGACAGCGGGGGAGCACUACCAGAUCCAGACCCAGCAGCGCUUCUCUCAGCAGUUCCUGACGCCCAGCCAGGAGGAGCUGCAGCGGGGCCUCAGUCCCCUACCUCCAGGCUCCACCAGCCUGGAGAGCUACCAAGCUGCACUGGAGGAGGUGCUGACAUGGCUGCUGUCGGCUGAAGAUGGACUUCAGGCCCAGCCUUCGAUCUCCAGCCAUGUGGAGGAAGUGAAGGAGCAGUUUCACACACAUGAGGGGUACAUGGUGGAGCUGACCACCCACCAGGGCAGCGUGGGGCGGGUGCUCCGGGCUGGCGCCGCCCUGCUGUCGGAGGGUAAUCUGAGCGACGACGAGGACUCGGAGGUCAGGGAGCAGAUGAACCUCUUGAACUCGCGGUGGGAGCACCUGAGAGUGGCGAGCAUGGAGAGACAGACCAGACUCCACGAGGUCCUGAUGGACCUACAGCACCAGCAGCUGCAGCAGCUCACGGAUUGGUUGGACGUGACAGAGGCACGGAUUAAGAGGAUGGGGGCUCAGCCUCUCGGCCCUGACCUGGAAGAUGUCAAGCACCAGGUGGAAGAGCACAAGCUUCUGCAGGAGGACCUGGAGCUGGAGCAGGUGAGGGUGAACUCACUCACCCACAUGGUGGUGGUGGUGGACGAGAGCAGUGGAGACAGUGCCACCGCGGCCUUGGAGAGCAAACUUCAGGUGCUUGGUGAUCGUUGGGCAGCCAUUUGUAAAUGGACAGAAGAACGCUGGAUUCUGCUUCAAGAGAUUUUACUGAAAUGGCAGCACUUCACCAAUGAACAGUGUUUAUUUGACUCCUGGUUGACUCAGAAGGAGGAGCUGGUCAGCUCCAUCAAGACCUCCAACCUUAAGGACCAGGCAGAGAUGGUGGCUUGCCUACGCCGUCUUGCUCUGGUGAAGGCAGACCUGGAGGUGAAGCGUCCCACCAUGGACAAGCUGUGCUCUAUGAGUCAGGACCUGCUGUCCAGUGUAAAGAACAAGGAUGUAGCCAACAAACUGGAAGCCAGACUGGACAGCUUCGCCCAGCGCUGGGACCGACUGGUCCAGAGUCUGGAGAUGAGCAGCUCCCAGCUGUCAUCGGCUGUCAGUGUGGCCCAGCAGUCCGAGCUGACCCACACCGUCACGACGACCGUUACCAAGGUGACAACAAGUGGGAAGGUGUCCGCUGUCCGCCAGACACGAGAGUCGCCGCCACCACAGAAGAAGCGACAGGUCGUGGUCGACUCUGAACUCAGGAAAAGGUUUGAUGUGGACUUCACAGAGGUCCACAGCUACAUGACCCGUGGAGAGGCCAUCCUCCAGAGCCCUGAGUUCUCAGUGUCACGAAAGGAGGGCAGCAUUCAGGACCUGUAUGACAAAGUGCAGGCGAUAGAAAGAGAGCGGCCAGAGAAGUACCGUAAGCUCCAGGAGGCAACACGCACCGCGCAGACCCUGGUUGAGCAGGAGGGAAGUCGUGCUGAUGACAUUGCCCAGGCAGCGGAGCAGCUGAACCAGCGCUGGGUGGGAUUCUGUGCCCUGUUGGCAGACAGGCUGGCAUGGCUGGCUUACCAGACAAAGGUGCUGUCCUUCUACAGCCUGUAUGAGCAGUGUGAGCAGGCAGUGGAAAUCAGCGAGAACUGGCUCAAAGUCCAGGCGCCUCCAGCAUCUGAACCAGAGCCACUGAAAGUACAACUGGACCGAUGUCGAGAGGAGGUGGCUCGCCUGGCCUCCCUGCAGCCUCAGGUGGACCUGUUAGAGAAGCAGCUGAAGGAGCUGAAAGAAGAAAAGGAAGGGGAGGAGGACCCUUCUGUUUUCCUGGACGCUGACAUCAGUGCCUUCAAAGAGCACUACCAAGAAGUCCUGGAGAACCUGAGGGCCAGAGAGAGGCAGCUACAACUGGUUUUGGAGAGCUUGCCCCCGGCUCGUUAUAAGGAAACCAUAUCAGCGCUGUUGGCAUGGUUACAACAGUGCGAGGCCAAGCUGGCCAUCCCAUCCACGGCCGUUACAGAGCAUCCUAUUAUGGAACAAAGACUGAAGGAUGUUCAGGCCCUCCAGGUGGCUCUGACUGAACACCAGGGGGAGGUGGACUACCUGACCUCAACUGUGGAGCAGGUCUUCCAGAAAGCUCCGGCAGACAUCAGCCAGAAGUAUCGCAUAGAGAUGGACGCCAUCAUGGCACGUUGGAGACGACUCGGCACCAUGCUGGCAGACAACGUGCAGAGAAUCCAGGAGCUCAUGGCCAAACUGAUUCAGUUUGAGAAUGAUGUAAAGACUUUAAAGAAGUGGAUGGCAGAUGUGGACGUCUUCCUGAACGAGGAAUGGCCCGCGCUGGGAGACUCUGAAGCUCUGGAGAAACAGUUAGAGCAGUGCACAGCUCUGGUGAAUGACAUCCACACCAUCCAACCCAGCCUCAAUGGCAUCAAUGAAGUGGGUCUGUACCUGAAGAAAGAGGCCGAGCCGCCGUUCGCCAUCCACAUCCAGAAGGAGCUGGAUGAGCUCAACGCCCAGUGGGAGAACGUCUGCAAACAGGCCUAUGCUAAGAAGUCCGCACUGAAAGGAGGCCUCGAUAAAACAAUGGCUCUGAGGAAGGAGAUGCAGGAGAUGCAGGAGUGGAUCAACCAGGCCGAGGAAGACUACCUGGAGAGAGACUUCACAUACAAGACCCCCGAAGAGCUCCGCAAGGCUGUUGAGGAGCUCAAGAGGGCUCAGGAGGAGGUCCACUCCAAGGAGCUAAAGGUGAAACUCCUCACCGACAGCGUGAACAGUUUCAUCGCCAAGGCCCCACCCACAGCCCACGAUGCCCUGCGCUCUGAGCUGGACGUGCUGACAGCCAACUACCAGCGCCUGUGUAGCCGCCUGGAUGGGAAAUGUAAAACUCUGGAGGAGGUGUGGGCAUGCUGGUGUGAGUUGCUCUCCUACCUGGAGCAGGAAAACGCCUUCCUGGACCAGCUGGAGCAGAAACUAGAUGAGACAGACAACCUGCAGGGAGCAGAGGAGCUGCAGGAGGCGCUGGAUAGCCUGGAUGUCCUUUUGCGUCACCCAGAGGACAACAGGAACCAGAUCCGAGAGUUGGCCCAGACCCUGAUGGACGGAGGUGUCCUGGAUGAACUGAUACAACAAAAACUGGAUGCGUUCAACACACGAUGGGACGAACUUAUGGCCAGGGCGCUGCUGCGACAGAAGGAGCUGGAGAAAAGUGUCCAGUGGGCUCAGGAGAAUGACAAGACCCUCAGGCAGCUUCAGGAGUCGCUUGCUAACACAGACCGCCACCUCAGCUCGUACCUGACUGACCACAUUGACGCCCAGCAGAUCCCACAGGAGGCUCAGGACUGUGAGGAAGGUGCAGUGAAGGAGUUACUGUUGAAAGGAGAGAAUCUACAGAAGAGAGUCCCAGAUCAGGACAAGAGAGAGCAGAUCAGAGUGAAACACAACCAGCUCAACAGCAAGUACAACACCGUCAAGGACCUGCGUUUACUGAGGAACAGGAAAGCGCUGGCUAUUGCGCCUCAGUGGUACCAGUACAGGAGGAAAUCACAUGACCUGCUGGCCUGGCUGGACGACAUCCAACGCAGCGUGGACCAACUGCCCGACCCCCCCGAGGGAGAGAGGGUCAAGGAAAUUGGCUCAGAGUUCGACAAGAAGAAGGAGGAGCUUAAGGAUGUGCAGGGCUUAGCCAAUCAGCUCUCAGAAGCUGGUGCCGCCAAUCUAGUGGAACCCCGCCAGCUCCAGCUCAACAAGCGUUGGGUUGAGGUGGAGGGCAAGUUCAUACCCUUCAAAAGACAAUGUGAGUACAUAACAGGGCUGCAGGCGCUGCUGCGUUCUGUGUCGGAGACGGACUUCAAGCUGAACUCUCCUGAAUACUGGCCUGCAGCAUAUUAUAACCUGCCUCAGCAAGAGCACUGCCUGAAGGAGGGGAAGGAGAGCAUUGACCAGCUGCGGGGCCCAGUGGAGGGAGCGUUGGCCCAAAGAGAGGGAAUGGUAUUGAGUGCACGGCCUCUGGAGGGUCAGAGGAUCCAGGAGACAGCCACUCUCCUCAGCACCAACUGGGACAAACUGAACAAGCUCUACCAGGACCGACUGAAACGUUGGCAGGACUGCAACUCCAAGUGGCAGAAGUUUGUUUCAGAUCAGAAGGCGCUGGAGGAGUGGCUGAAUGACGCUGAGAGCACUUUGAAACUGGCUGAGACUGAUCCCACAGCACACAGACAGAAUCUCAGGGACCUGACAGAGGCCAUACCUCUCCAGGAAGUGGUGCUGGGCAGAGUGAACUCCGCAGGAGAGGACAUCAGCCAGUUGAGCACACCAGAUGAUGCCUUGCGGCUCCAGACACAGCUCAAAUUACUCAACACUCGCUGGGUUAACGCCUGCCAGCAGCUCAAUGAGCACAAGAGGAGGUCUUCAGAGGCACGUACAGCGGCUGCAGCACUACAGGAGGACAUGGGCUCAGUGCUGGGCUGGUUGGACAAGGCCGAGGGCGUCCUGGCCAUCCCUCUGCAGCCUGCAGAGCCACAGCACAUCAGAGACACUCUGAGCAAAGUCCAGGCUCGCGUGGAGGAGCUUCCUGCCAAGAAGGCGGCAGUGGAGGAUCUGAACUCCAGGAACAAACUGAAAACACUUCCUGCUGACAAACACAAAGACAUCAGGAUCAUCAACAACCGCUGGGCUCAGGUUUCCAGGGCUCUGCCCGAGCGUCAGCUGGAGAUUGAGGGUCUCCUGAGGGAGCUGGAGAUGCUUCAGGGUCAGCUGGACGACCUGUCAGCCUGGGCAUCCAGCACGAGAGCCAAGCUCGAGCACAGCCCUGAGGAGCCACCUCCCAGGAUCAUCGAGGAGGUGCAAGUUAAGCAACCAGAAGUGGAAGUCGUUUUGACGCGAGCUGAUCAAAUGUACAGGGACACUCCGCCCAGCCAGCCAGACAAGAUGAAGUAUGCCAAGCUGAGAGAAGACUGGACAGUGAUCCUGGAGCUGCUGCGGCAGCAUAAAGAGAGAAUGGCUGCCCUCCUGGUGGCCAAAAAAGCCACUGAAUCUCUGACAACAAGUUCCCAGCCUGACUCUGCGGCGCUGGCUCAGUUCAACAAGUCCUGGGCUGAGCUCACUGAUUGGCUGACCAUGCUGGAUAACAUGGUGCAGAACAAGAGAGUGGUGGUGGCUGACCUGGACGACAUCAGCGAUAACAUCGGCCUGCUCAAGGACUCUCUGGGGGAGCUGGACCAGAAGCGUCCCCUCCUGGAGAGACAAGUCACAGCAGCCCAGAACCUGAAGAACAAAACCAGCAAUCAGGAGACGCGCAACGCUAUCACUGAACGCAUUGACAGGCUUCAGACUCACUGGGAGGACUCGCAGACCAAACUCUCAGAUCGGACGAAGCAGCUUCACAACAUGCUGCAGGACUCCACCGAUUGGCUGGAUGCAAAGAAGGGGGCGGAUCAUCACAUCAUGCGGGCCAGUGAGAGGCUAGAGUCCUGGCAGGAGAUCACUUACACAGUGGACGCACUGAAGAAGCAGAAUGCUGAACUGAAGUUCUUUGUGAAGGAGCUGCAGCAGUCGCAGGGUCAGGUGGAUAAAACCAACGCACUGGCUGACAAACUGCUGACACUGUACGCCAAUGAUGACACGCACAAGGUCACUCAGGUCAACGAUAACAUGAUGGCUACCUGGACACAUAUCAACAAACGGGUUUCAGACAGGGAGUCUGCUCUGGAGGCAGCUCUGAAGGUGCUGCAGCAAUUCUACCUCGACCUGGAGAAGUUCCUCAACUGGCUGACGGAGGCUGAGACGACCUGCAACGUGUUGAUCGACGCCACCAACAAGCAGAGACUGCAGGAGCAGCCUGACGCAGCCAGGAACCUGCUGGCACAAUGGAGGGACCUCCAGACAGAGAUCGACAGCCACACAGAGCUGUACCACUCCCUGGAUGAGAAUGGCCAAAGGAUUCUUACCUCGCUCGAUGACUCGGCGGACACUGCUCUGCUCCAGAAACGUUUGGACAACAUGAGCCAGCGCUGGAAUGACCUGUGCAACAAGACCCUCAGCAUGAGGGCCCACCUGGACUCAGAGAUGGCCCCGUGGAAGAGGCUCCACAUGUCCUUGCAGGAGCUCCUGAACUGGCUGAGGCUUAAAAGUCAACAGUUGGCGCAGGAGCCGCCUGUGGGGGGCGAUGUCCCCGCUGUGCAGUCGCAGCUGGACACACACCGGGGAUUCAGGAGGGACCUGAGAGCUAAGGAGCCAGUUGUGACCAAGAGUCUGGACGAUGUAGGAGUCUUUCUGUCAGAACUGCCCCGAGGCGGCACACCAUCACCUGAUCAGAGAGAUAUCAGCCCUGAAGAGCGUGCGCACAAUGUGGGGCGAAUCCUGCGCAAGGAAGCCGAUGACGUGGUGAUGAAGUGGGACCAGCUCAACGCUCACUCGGCUGACUGGCAGAGGAGGUUGGAGCUGGCUCUGGAUCGGCUCAUGGAACUCCAGGAGGCAGAGGACUUGUUGGACGGACAGCUGAGGCAGGCGGAGAUGGUGAAGGAGGCAUGGGAACCUGUGGGUGACCUGCUGAUCGACUCUCUACCGGAGCACAUCGAAAGAGUAAAGGAGUUCCAGGAAGAGAUUGCUCCGAUUAAAGAUGAUGUAACUCACAUGAACCAGCUGGCGUCCACUUUCGGCCCGCAUGACAUCCAGCUGUCGCCCAACAACCUGGAACGCAUCGAAGAACUCAACACGCGCUGGAGACUGCUCCAGAUCUCCAUCAGUGAACAUCUAAAGCAGCUGACGGACGCUCACCGCGACUUCGGCCUUCUGCACGGGUCAGUAGAGAGCCCCUUCGAGCAGGGCGUCUCCCCCAACAACGUGCCCUACUACAUCAACCACCAGACCCAGACAACAUGCUGGGACCAUCCCAAGAUGGCCGAGCUCUACCAGUCUCUGGCCGACUUGAACAAUGUUCGAUUCUCAGCCUACAGAACAGCCAUGAAGCUCAGGCGCCUGCAGAAGGCCCUCUGCUUGGACCUGGUGAGCAUGCCUGUGGUGUGCGAGGUGCUCGACCAGCACGGCCUGAAGCAGAACGAGCAGCUGCUGGACAUUUCCCAGCUGGUCACCUGUCUGACCAGCCUGUACCAGCGGCUGGAGCAGAGCCACUCACACCUUGUCAAUGUCCCGCUGUGCGUCGACAUGUGUCUCAACUGGCUGCUCAAUGUCUAUGACACUGGUCGCACCGGAAAGAUCCGGACUCUGUCAUUCAAAACUGGAAUCAUCUCACUCUGCAAGGCUCACCUGGAAGAUAAAUACAGAUUCUUGUUCAGACAGGUUGCCAGUGCGACCGGUUUCUGUGACCAGCGUCGCCUGGGCCUCCUCCUCCACGACUCCAUCCAAAUCCCCCGGCAGCUCGGAGAGGUCGCCUCCUUCGGCGGCUCUAACAUCGAGCCCUCCGUCCGCAGCUGCUUCCAGUUUGCCAACAACAAACCAGAGCUAGAGGCAGCCAUGUUCCUCGACUGGAUGCGUCUGGAGCCCCAGUCCAUGGUGUGGUUACCCGUCCUGCACCGCGUGGCUGCGGCUGAGACGGCCAAGCACCAGGCCAAGUGUAACAUCUGCAAGGAGUGUCCCAUCAUAGGAUUCAGAUAUCGGAGUCUGAAACAUUUCAACUAUGACAUUUGCCAAAGCUGCUUCUUUUCUGGUCGCGUUGCCAAGGGCCACAAGAUGCAGUAUCCCAUGGUCGAGUACUGCACUCCGACGACAUCAGGGGAGGAUGUCAGGGACUUUGCCAAGGUGCUGAAGAACAAGUUCAGGACCAAGCGCUACUUUGCGAAACACCCACGCAUGGGCUACCUGCCUGUCCAGACAAUCCUGGAGGGAGACAACAUGGAGACUCCUGUCACUCUGAUCAACUUCUGGCCCGUAGACCAUGCGCCCGGAUCGUCCCCUCAGCUCUCACAUGACGACACGCACACUCGGAUUGAGCACUACGCCAGCCGGUUAGCAGAAAUGGAGAAUCGUAAUGGCUCUUAUCUGAAUGACAGUAUCUCACCCAAUGAAAGCAUCGAUGACGAGCACAUGUUGAUCCAGCACUACUGCCACUCUCUGAACCAAGGCUCUCCUCUCAGCCAGCCCCGCAGCCCCGCCCAGAUCCUCAUCUCCAUGGAAACAGAGGAGAAGGGAGAGCUGGAAAGGGUCCUCAAUGACCUGGAGCAGGAGAACAGGUCAACGGAUUCCAAGGUGAACGGCACAGCUCUGUCUUCUCCCUCCACCUCAUCUCAGCGUUCAGACUCCUCCCUCCCUCUGCUCCGUGUGGCAGCCAGCCAGACUACUGAUACAAUGGGUGACGAUGAGCUGUCCAGCCCAUCCCAAGAUGCAUCUGGGCUGGAGGAAGUGAUGGAGCAGCUCAACAGUUCCUUCCCUCAUAGCCAGGGUCCCAGCAUCGGCAGUUUGUUCCACAUGGCCGACGACCUGGGCCGCGCCAUGGAGUCACUGGUCAACGUGAUGACGGACGAGCAGAGCGCCGAACAGCACGAGGCCCUGCCCUACUGAUCCCCCCUUCCCCCCUCCUUCCCUAUAGCAUGCUUUUCUAGUCAAAACAACUGGAUUGGAAACACAGUUUACAAAGAGAAUAUAUAACGUCUAUUUUUGUGAAGGAUUGCGGUUCCAACGAUGCGUUUAAAAAAAGAAAAAAAAGAAAAACAUUAUAACUUGUAGAUUUCAGUAGUUUCUUAAACGUCCUGAAGUUGUUUUAUUAAUAACAGAGGCUGGUUUUUAAACUUCUAUGCAACUGUAUAAAACCGGGGGGGAGGCCGGGGGUCGGAUGAGAUACAAAUAAGUGUGUUCAGUGUGGUCAUAUAUUUGUCAUCUCUUUGUAAUUGGGGAAAAAAAGCUAAAAGCAUUUCAGACAUUUGUAUCAAAAGAGAAUGAUUGUAAUCAUAAGGGUGCUUUCAAAGAGGAAACUGUCUUUCAACAACAGUGUACACUACUGUCAAGGUAAUGCAGGCGUCCUGGGUCUUUACAGUACGUUGUCUGUGAGCCUGUGUGUGUGUGUUUAUGUAUGGAUGUGUGUGUGUGUGUGUGUGUGUUUGUUUGUGGUGCCUAAUUUCCACAUUACAUUACAGCUUUUUUUUUUUUUGCUUUGGCUUACAAACCUCAUAUUAUAUUUUCUUUUUCUUUCAUCCAUCCACUCAUCUGUCCAUUCAUCCAUCCAUCUUUUCAUCUUCCCUUUUUCUGAGCAUCUCCAUGGCAACAGGAUUUAUCUUUGUAUUUGUUUUUUUUGGCACAGUGUACCGUGUGCAUACGCAGAUGUUGUAAAGGCCUGAGUCAGAACUGAGAUAAGUCAGCGAGGUCGCUUCCAACGCACUCGGUGAGUUUGUGGCCACUACUACACUUCACUGUGGAGCUGCGUCUUUAAGAGCAGGUCAAAGACUUUAUAUAACGAUGGACGACAUGGCAGCUCCCAAAAGUGAAGCAAAAACAUCUUCAACACCAAAUAUAUUUUUCCUAAAGAUUGUUUCUGUCCCUGAAGCAAGUUUGAUUGUUAUUCAUUAUUUGAUGCUAUAACAAUAGUGUGAAAAGUCAUGAUCACUACUGCACAGACCCUGGCACCAAAAUGGCAGCGCCCGGAUAGGAAAUAUUCUGGCUUUAUUUUUGUACAGUGUGAGGAAGUGUAGACGUGUCGUCCAUCUUCGUGUACAAACACAGACACACCUCAGUCCUGCUGACGUGUUCAAGCUAUUUCACUGAUUGACAGUGUGUGGCAGUAAUGUGCCACAUAAAGCUGCACUGAGUUCAUGUUACUGUCCCUGACACACAUGGUUAUUCCUUCUUCUCCCUGGUUACAGAUAUGUGCAGAGUAAAAACAAAAUCCGCCAACGAGACCGACCAGAACCCAAAUAUCAUUUCAGAGGUUUUCUGGCGACAGGCUCAGGUCAGGAACCCACACUCCAUUACACAGCUCGUGUCUUCGGUCUCUUUCUUUCUCUGACACCUCAGAAGUCGAGGUAGAGACGAGGCAGCCUUCUAUUCUGGGAGGAGCCAACGUGGCCAUCGUUUGAUCAGUAGCUUUGUCGGAGAAUCAGUGUUUGAAUGAAUGAAACGAUGAGGAUUUUUAAAUCUUCAGUUCUGCACAGGGCUCUACAGACUCCUUCAGGAUGAACUUGUAUUUUUUUAAGAAAGAUACCCCGACUAUUGCACUGGUACAUAUUACUGUACAAGGAUCUUUUGUAGGGCCUGUUGCGUGCACACUGUACACUGUGUAUUGGUUUAUAAGUUGGCAGCUUCUCCCUGUCAGAGUCACUGUGUAAGAGGACGUGGGAUGAAUGUUGUGUCAGCUGAAUCUGAGCGCUGCGGGUCUCUGCUGGUUGAAGCUGAGAGUAUUUCUGAGGAAAAGUUAAUUUUGAACAUUUUGAUUUCAACAACAAAAGAAGCCCAGUAACAUAAGCUCUACCUCGUGUAAAUUGUUUAAGUCUAGUUCAGAGGCAAUUUCUCUACUGUACUCAAUCCUGCACUCUUCUCAGAUUGUUAAUUAUGAUUUGAUUAUUGCCGGCCGAUGGAUUGAUUCAGGUCCGAUGUCCUUAUAGCUCCUAACUGCGCUGUAGGAUCCUCCAGUCUGAAUGUUUGAAUGCAUUCGCUGCAUUUCUCGGUUUUUCUAAUAUUCAAGUAUUGAAACAUUUCAAAUCAAAGUAAUCCAUGUGCACUACUGUCAAACCUGGGAUAUACUAGAUAUUUGUUUUCUGUGUGCGGAGGAUCCAUUUAUUCUAGUUGUGUUACAGUGAAACAUUUUGUCUUUGGUUAAACAUUUUAGUUUUGUGCCGUGUGAGGUGUUACCAUAUUAGCAUGUGUGACUAAACGAACUCCAUCCUUAUUUAACGUGUAACCACUCAGAGAAGUCCUGGCAUUAAAAACACACGUGUGUUUCCGACAUCAUAUUCUUGCAGCAUGAUCCCAGAGGUUUUACUUUUUGGUCCAGACACUGAAUUUGAUUUUGUUUGUCUUUCUUUUUUUCUUUUUUUUCAUUUUUAACAUUUGUUUCAUUUUCACAUGAUUUUUCAAAUAACGCAUCAGUUCUUCACAACAUAUCAGAUUCCACCAAAUAUAUGCCUUACUACUGUAUUAUAAAAUGCUUUACUGUAUAUCAAUAAAGCACGCAGUUAUGUUGACUUCA
This is a messenger RNA of Paralichthys olivaceus (Japanese flounder), 12431 nucleotides long. The record is from RefSeq and is a predicted model, not a curated record. Lineage: Eukaryota; Metazoa; Chordata; Actinopteri; Pleuronectiformes; Paralichthyidae.